This is a messenger RNA of Prorocentrum cordatum, 1253 nucleotides long. The record is from the annotation of a GenBank genome assembly. NCBI's taxonomy places the organism in Eukaryota, Dinophyceae, Prorocentrales, Prorocentraceae.
GGACUCCCGCGCGGGACAGUGCACGGCUUUUCGGCCCUGAGGGCCAAACAGCAACUGUGCACCGUGCCAGUCCUGGGUCGAGGAGUGACGACGCCUCGGGGGACGCCUACGCGGUAUACGGUGCAAACAGGUCGUCCGCAGAUUAACCCCCUGGCCCGCCCGCGCGCUCUCUUCCUGCCCGCCAUCAGAAACCCCCGCGGCCGUGCCGCGCGUCCGCGCCGGGGUCCCGCGCCGCGGCCGCGUGCACGUAGCACGCGCCGCCCUCCCCGCCGCCCCCAAGGUAGCGCCGCACCGAGGCCUCCGUGCGCAUUUGGCGCCCUCCGGGCUGUUGGUCCACCGCAGUGGGCCGCCCGGCGCGCCGCCCUCGUCGAGCAGCGCGUACGUCGGCCGCGCCGCCGCCGCGUACUCGCGCAGCCCAGGCCGUUCUGCCACGGCGAGCGCCAGUUCUCGGAGCCGCGGCGGCAGCCGCAGCUCGGGCUGGCCCUCCCCGAAGCACUCGCGGUGCCGACCGGCCCACUCCGCGAGGAAGAAGUCCGCGACGCAGGGCGCGGUCCCGAGCACGAACGGGCCACAACUCGCCGCCAUCCGCGCCUCGAUGAGCGGCAUCAGCUCGACCAUCUUGGCGCAGUACGCAUACGCGACGGCGCCCAGGGGGGAUACCGCGCAGUCGCACAGGGGCCCAGAGCAGGUUGCUCAGCGGCACGAGGAGCUCGGUGUAGGCCGCCGUGGCGAGCGUGGCGCACAGGGCCUGGUCCGCGUCACCCUCGCCCUGCAGGCCGAGCCUGGCGCCGAGGAACUGCGCAAUCGCGAGCGUCUGCGCCACCUCGACCACGGCGCCCUGUUCCGCUUGGGGUCUUGCCUCGACGGCCAGUGCAGCACUGGGACACUUCCCAGCGGCGCGCUACUCCUCUUGAACGCGUCCCACGCAGGGCCUUUGCUGAAGCUCUCGUUAAUCCAGCCGCUUGCACCUAAGCCCUCGGAGAGCAGCAAGCGAAGCGGCUCUGCGCGGCCUGCGAUGUUGAAGUAGGCGAGCUUAGGACGCGUGUCGAUUGAUGCACUGUCGCAAAAAGGCGUGCUACACGCUCUGGAGCGUGCUGCGACAACACGCAGAGGUGCAGAACACGGUGCGCAAGUCCUGACAGUAAACAUGACUCAAGCUCGCAUCCGUGAUGAGAGGGUGCGCUAGGAUGCUUCGCCGGCGGAAGUGAGGGUGAAGAGCCGAUGUGACGACGACAGGAAGCCAGCCAUUUGGC